AUGGCGGGAACUGAAACCUGUGAAAGUAAAAAACGCAAACAUGAAGAAGAUAAUGAAGACAAGGCGAUCAGCGUGCUUCAAACAUUUAAGCUGGUCAAAGUCCUCAAGGAAGACACUGCUAAGAAAUUCGUGGCCGUUGAAGGACGGAUACCGUCUGAAUCGGGGACAGGCGACGAAGAUGGAAAUAAUAAAGCCGUUUUGCUUUUGGAAAAGAAGCCGUUCGCUGUUGAUAGCAUCGAAGAUUUGCUUAAUUCAGGAAACACUAAACUGACAUUUGUGAAUGAUUGUUACAGUAAUUAUCAACUGUCUUCAUCAAAACCCCUCCACGAUAUCAAGGUCUCUCUUAUAAAUCCAGCCACAGAGAAACAUAUAAUGAAAUUCAUGGAACAAGAAUGUUUUAUUAUCCAUGAGACAGCAGAGAUUCAUAAAACUAUCACAUUGCCUGUUAUUGAAAAGCAGAGGUUGGCUGUUGAGUGGGUGUACAACAUUCUUGACAAGAAAGCUGAAGUUGAUAAGGUUGUAUUUGAAGAUCCUGAUCCUGAAAAUGGCUUUAUGCUUGUACCUGACAUGAAAUGGAAUGGUACAGAAAUAGAAAGUCUCUACCUGGUGGUUCUUGUUCAUAAAAGAAGUCUUAAAUGUAUAAGAGACCUUGACCAAUCACAUCUGCCAUUAUUGAAGAAUAUCUUGAAGCAAUGCCCACGGAUAAUUUUCGAAAAGUAUGGUCUACCUCCUUGCAAACUGCGUAUGUACUGCCAUUACGAGCCAUCUUAUUAUCAUUUUCAUGUUCAUAUCAACAACAUCAAAUUUGAUUGUCCAGGUAGGGAGUUUCUGCGGGCUUAUUCUCUCUCUGACAUCAUUGACAAUAUUGAGAUGAAGAAUAAUUACUACCAGGAGAAAACGCUGUCGAUUCUGGUAGCAGAGAACAGUUUGCUUUACAAAGAACUGAAGAGUGCGGGGCACAUAGACAAUGGUUCUCACCCUGACCAGUAA
This is a messenger RNA of Acanthosepion pharaonis, 990 nucleotides long. The record is from the annotation of a GenBank genome assembly. Lineage: Eukaryota; Metazoa; Mollusca; Cephalopoda; Sepiida; Sepiidae.